Messenger RNA from Dromaius novaehollandiae (emu), 8272 nucleotides. RefSeq names its product oleoyl-ACP hydrolase (gene OLAH). The record is from RefSeq and is a predicted model, not a curated record. Lineage: Eukaryota; Metazoa; Chordata; Aves; Casuariiformes; Dromaiidae. Bases 7543 to 8172 code for a protein of 209 amino acids. Gene Ontology annotation, biological process: lipid biosynthetic process. The transcript has 7 exons.
GUAGGGUGAAUGUAAGAUGAAUACAUGGUCAUAUUCAUUUCAGCUUCUGCAUCUGAUUUGCUGGGUCAUGUUUCUUUGCAGCAACUCACUGGAUCAUCUAUAUUCUGUCUAAAUUAGCAAGUACUUUGGCAAAAUAGAAACAGGUUAGUAUAUUGAAGAAAUAUGUACUGAGGCUCCUUACACCUCCAGUAUAGCCAGGUGGAUGUUUUUUAUUUUGAACUACUUUAGUCCAGUUCCCUGGAUUAAACAUCCCCUCUAUACUGUGGUUCGAAGCUGUUCAAAAGAAAGCUAUCCCAGAAAUAUUCCUUGACUGCAGGUCAAGCAUUGCACUGUCUCAUGCAUUUUAGUGCCCCUUAUCAUCCUCAUCCACAUGAAACCUUUCACACAAAAGCCUUAUUUCUGUUACUGCUUGUACUUUUUCUGAGUGACAACACAGUGUCUCUUGUCUGACUCACUGCCCCACAUUGUUCACUGCAAGGCGCUCUAGCAAAGGGAAUAGCAGACUUAAUCCUGCAGCUGCAUUGGAGCAGCUAUUCUGGAAGGAUCCCUCCCCCCCAGCCCCAAGAACUGAUGCCCACCUUCCUGAUCCACCUGUUUUGGGGGGAACAAAGCACUUGGAAUUGUUUUCCUAGAGUCCUUGCUACUGAGACAGACACAGGAGAUGAGCUCAGACUGGUGAGACAAAAUCAUCCUUAAGAUACUGGAUGACCAGCAGUGAAUGCAAAACCUUCCAACUACAACAGACACCGCUGAGGCUCUCAGUUAUGAGCAGGUUCUAUUGUUUCGUUGUUACCGCAUACAAUAUCUGUGUUUGAGAGAGCAGACAUAGCAACCCCACACUCCUGCGUGUCACUGGGUAAGCCAUUUGGAGCGGGCAAGUCCACAGUGGCAAAGUGGUGAAUGAGGUUUCCAAGACCUUCUUCCAAACCAUCUUUCUUUGAAUAGCACAAAUUGGAGUUACUGACAAAAUCUCCCAGGGUUUUGCGCUCUGAGUGUCUGAGCUGCCCUGAUGUUCUUAAUAGGAGUCCAGUGACCAGUUCAGGGGAAACACAACUAUUACAAACUGCAAGCACUAUGAGCCCCUUGUUAUUGAGGUCUUGAUGGACCACGAGGUAGAUUUUUGAAUGACUUGGUAGACUUCAGUGUAUGGAUUUGGUCAUGAAAGAUGCCUGUGUGUUUUAUAACUCCAGCUUCAGAAAGGGUAGGGUAAUGUUUUCUUUUCCAUACAACGACAAGCUCAUUCAUGGCCAUUGGGGAACUAUCUGCAUUGUGGACACUGACUCCAUUCUGGAUUAUGGAUACUGAAUACUUUCUGUACCACUGGCUUGUGAGGCUGUACCUUAACAGUGUUGAACCCCAUGCUCAUUUUAACUAUGCCCUUAUUUCUUGUAGGGUUCAAGUGGAAUGUGCAUGUGGUCAUCUCACUGCAAGAUCCUGAUCCCUAUGUGACAAAUGCAGUGCCAGUGUUCUCUGUUCUAUGUGUGCCUUCUGCACAAAGAUUAGAAAGGAGCAGAUUCCCAAUAUCUGUCAUUUGUUCAUCUCCAGCUGAGUGGGGUCUCUCAGAACCCUACUAGAUUUCCUAAAGUUUGCAUGUUUCACUCAUGUUAGUCCUGAUGCUACUUCAUCCGCCAUUACUUUUGAGCAAGCAAAAUUCUCUCUUCCCUAACUUGCUGUGUCCUUUUCACCUUUACUGCAUAUCUUAGCUUUGACUGGUGCUUCCAAGGCUCACCAUUUGGGGUCCAAGAGCUGCAUUUGGUAGUGCUGAUGGAAGAUGGAGGUACCUCCUGCAGAAGCUCCUGCAGAGCCUACUGGUCCUAAGCCUCAGCCAGUUUGACAUAAAAAAUUGCUGGCAGACACCAUCAUCAUCAUAAUCUGUGGAGGAGAGAAAAACAAGCCUUGAGUGUCUGAAGCUACAAUGUGCUGUUCUGUUGCCUAUGGUCAUCUUUCCACUGGUUCUCCAGGACAGAGUUCUGUGCACAGUGGUGAAAGUAGUGGAGUAAACCUGUUUCUGCCCUAUUUUUGGUGACAGAUAAAUGAGGUCAAGCUCUGAAUAACACACAAGGUAUUGUCAAAUUACCAUUGCUGCUCACUCCCAGUGACUGAGCAUUGGCAACUACGUGACUUCUUGUGCUUUGCAGGAAUGAGGAGGGAGAAGGGACAAGUGUUAGUGCAACUGUCAUGCCAUCCACUAGAGAGGGCACAUUGCUUCCAGCUUCCAUUGCUGCUCCCCUCCAUUGAGGAAUACAGCAUCAGACAGCAUUUCCAUCCAUUUCAUCCAACGGCUCCAUCAUCGGUUCCUGGUUCCUUUCUUUUUCCUUCUUGCUCUGUUUCCCAGUGACUUUCACCUGCUGCUUCUCAGAAACAUGGACUGUUCAAGGGAAUUGUGGUCAGGAUAAAUACAGGAUCUGCUGUACAAACUCAGGAAGUGCAACAACAGUGAAUAUAGGAAGAUGGAGGUACCUGUAAGCCAUCACUGUCUAAACUCAGCUGAGCCCCAUAAACAGGGGAAAGUUGUGCUUAGUUAAUUCUACUGCCAGCCAAUUGCAGAUGGCAAUUGCUACGCUGCCUGGUCAAUCUUUCUUUUAAUUUCUUGUGUGAUUGUUCAUGCACCAUAUGCUGGCUGUCAUUAAGAGAAAAUUAAUCCGGCUUUAAAACCAAAUGGGUUCUUAAGUAAAUGAUUUGCUAUCAGUGCAGCUAGUAUUCAAGCCAUGUGCACACAAGGUUGUAAACACUUUCCACUUCUAAGUUACAUUUCUUCUUCCAAUUUCCAAGUCAAUUGCUAUAUUUCUCAUUUUCUCUAUCUGUUAUGCAACUGUUUGCUGAACUACUGAAACAAGAGGUUAGGAAUAUAUGGCUGAACUAAUGUUAUGACUCCAGUGUUAGAUCUGGUCUUCAAACACAUUUUGUUUGUUUCUUUUACUGCUGUCCACGCUUGUUUUCAUGUUGUUUCUGCCUUCACUUUGUGGUUUGCCUCCUGUCUAGGCAUGCUGCUUUCCUUGCCAAAUGCACAUUCAGUGUCCUAAUUACAGCUGUUGCUAGUUAUGGAUCUUGUCCACCCUAUAAACAAGUUAAGAUGCAACAGCAAUUUGCCAUCUAUCAUUUGUCCUUGAUAGUCCAUAUUCUGCAUAUCUAUCCUAGGCUAUGAAAAAUGCAAAGUAUUAUGACUUGAUUUAAAUUUCUGUCAAUGCCAGUCCUCUCACUUUUCUGUUAGUCAAGCAUUUAGAGUUACUGCAGGUUGGCUGAUAUGUGAUAACUUGUUACCUUGCAGAAUUUGUGCUAUAGCUAGGCUCAAGGUGUCCGGAUACUCCAACUUCCUGAAGCUGGGGUUGUAAUAUGCUGUGGUGGGGUGGCUGCUCUAUGAAAAGUGCAUAUAUAUCUAGGGAUUGUUUUUCCAGGCUCAGGGCUCUGAUUUUUGUUGUCAGUUAAUGUACCCUGAUGACCUUGUUCAAUCUGUGCUCUCGGAUGGGCGCCUUUUCCUGGCCAGUUGAUACAUUCCUUGAUUCACCUAGUCCCCUAAGUGCGAAGCAUAUAUCUGUUGAUUUAUGCUUGCUCUUUAAUCUACUGCUAUCGCUGCUUCAUCCCCUCUAAACAGAGUUCUGUCUUUUGCAAGUAGAUUAUCUCUUACUUCUUAGGAGGGUGCAGCAGACUUGACAUCUGACCAUCCUUGCAAUACUUACAGCGCAAUACUUACAGCUAGAGUGCUAUGGACUUUGUUCGCUUUCUUGGAACCUCCACAAGCAGAUGUGAAUAUAUUGCUAUAUGUUUGUAGAUUAUCUCCUGUUAUACGCAGAAACUGAUGAGCUUUCAUCCUUUCUCAGAAGCAUUUUUUUGGUUGUACCAGUGAAGCACUUCCACCAGUUAUUCUGAUGCUUCAGACAGUGGCAUGUCACUGCAUGUUCAUCUCCUCCAGAGAUAAUAACAAAAACUUCAAUUUCAUUUUCUUAUUAAUUAUCAAAAGUGGGCACUUAAUACCAGGUAUUAAGUACAAUAAUAAAAAAGACUACAUAUUUGUUAAACUAAACUGGUUCUCUGUUAUCAUAACUAUCCUUAUAGCAUUGCAAUUAGCUGGCUUUUCUCACAUCUGUGCAAACUCACUCCUGCAUCCCACUAAUAGGAGGAACAUGGUGCUAAAAGGGCCAUUAUUAGAUACAUGUUAUAUAACCGCUUUACUAACCUUCCAAAUUUCCAUCUUAAAGAAGUUAGCUUUUCUGCUCUUGUGUAGAAAGCUGUUCCAGAAGCUGAUGAUCUGAUGGUUAAAAAUCUAAUUUCUAGGUGUAGUUAAUUCAUGGACAAUCUAUAUGCAUUUCUUGAUCAUGUCCUCAAUCCCCCACCCUCAUCUUCUAGUGAAUGUGUAUAUUAUGUUCCCUUUCACAAGCUGUUCCCUUCAGGUCAUGCCCUGCAUGUGAACCCGUUUGAAUUCAUCUUUCUUGAACAUGUGACCAGCAUUAUACACAGAAAUCCAGGUGAGAUCUCUUCAGUUUUGGCUGGUGGCACUCAUCUUUCCUUACCUCUCCAGGAGUUCCUUCUGCUAAUGCCUCUCUAAAGUUCUUUUCUCCUGCAAAUUCUGCAUCUCCCUCUGUGUUUCAUCUGCAUGACUCUUAUUUUAUUUUUCAGGUAUAAUUCUCUGAGGCCACACUUAAGAGUAAUAACAAGUUGUGAUGCAUGAUAUUUUGAUUCAUUUAAGGCUGUCUCUGUCUCUGUCUUAGAAAGAAGGCUUACUGCUGCUCUGCUUUAGAUGGAAUUAGAACUGUAUAACUACAUGUCUAUGUACAAUUAACUGCUGCUAAUGUGGUAGAAACUAGUGGUUUUUAAAGGAGAAAAAUUUAAGUAUAUACUUUUUUUAAUCCUUUGAAGCUGAGUUGCCAGGAAAUGUAGUGUGGUUGCAAUGAAGAUGUUCAAAGUGAUACAGACUUGUUAAAAUAAUGAAUGAUGAUAGAGAAUAAAUAAUGACUGAAAAAGGACAAAGGAAAUGAAAUUGCUUACAUUACAUAUAAUCCAAUGUAUCUUACACCUGGCAAUAUCAAAAGCUAACCUAUGUUAAGCAACGUGUAUGACUUUGUUCUUUAAAUCUUGUGUAUCCAAGAAACACAUACUUCUUUGUUGCUUUACUUGAGAGAUCUUUAUGUGCUUGUUUUAUUUCUCAAAAUGAGUCACUUUAAAUUACUGCUGGUGAAUUGCAACAGCCCCUACAAAUUUUCCAUACUUGAACAAGAAUUGCAUUGAUUUUUUUACAGUGUAAUAACUGCUCUUGGACUACUUCAUUAUCAUUUCUGAAAGAUCAUACUUACUUAUCAUCUUAUAAGUUUCAUCCACUUUUAACCUUGAUAACUGCUACAAGUGACAUCUUAUUCUAUGCAUUUCGAUUGCUAUGAUCUGAGGAAUGUACACGCUUUACAUAACCUAGGAUGUAAUUUACCAUCAUUAGACAGUAAAUAAAUUUCAGUUUUUAGAGAAUGAGGACACUUCCUGACUUACCAUUAGGUCCAUUUGUAUUACUAUUAAAGUCUAAAGGAGACUGAAAAUUGCCAUAAAGCAACAGCGAAGAAAACUUUAAGGAUGAGGGACUUCUGGACUAAUACUAAGUUGGCAAAGUUGGUCCUGUAAAGCUCUCUUUUAGCUAAACCCCUGGAAAUACAAAAAAAGUUUUUGGUUGAGAGUCGCAAGAUCCAUUAGUCUCCUGGAACUGUUUCGUUUUGUGAAAAUAUUAAUUUUUGUUCGAAGACCUAUAAAUUUCUAGUCCUUCGAUGCUGAGAAAAACUUGAGAAUAUUCCAUUGGUGUACCCCAAAGACUCAAGUUACAAGGCAAACAAAAGCAACCUAUAUAUAUAUUUCAUAACUUCAUUAUUUUUAAGGAAUGAUUGUGCUAUUUGAUUCAUGUUACACUUUCAGAAUCUUACUCUUAAAAUAUUUUAUUUUCAGCCUUUGUUAGAAAAUAAUUGUUUCUGAUACAAUAUUUUAUUACUUUCAGAAACAUUAUUAGUGGGUCUGAUAUUUAUAACAACUGGCUAUAAUAACAUUUACAGUAUGUGUCAGAUUUUAUAACCGGCACAAUUUGAGGGGGGAAUAAAUAAAACAUUUGAGGUGCUUUAGUAUAAAUUAUACAUUAUAAGCAAAUACAUCUGAUAGUAGAUAUAUUCAUAUGGAUUGGGCAUAACAGUACAGGUCAGAACUAGUUGGCAAUAUAAGCUUCUUUAAACUACUCAUUUUCCAAACAUAGGUGUGCCUCCUCUUAUAUCAUAAUGAUUACAACAUAAAAGUACUAUGAAAGAAGCCUUGGAAAAUGCAUUUUUACUUUUGUCAUUUGAAACUAUUAGUUGCAGAGCUUGUGAGCAGGAUUCCCUGCUGAGGUUUGGCUUUCCCCACUCCGGCUCCCUGCGAGACUGAGACAGGUAAUAAAAGUGUGAUAAGACACUUUAUGAUAAUCACUUGAAUUUGGAUUUUUUUGUCUUGUCUAGUUAGGGUUCCACAGGAAAGUAGAAAUCGGCAGUGAACAGAAGACUGCAGACCUCAUUUGGGAAAGUCGGUACUGCUUACUCAAUGACUACUUCAACAGACAUGGUUUUCUCUAGACAAUGCACAUUUUUCAGUUUCCCAGAAAUGGCAAAGAGGAAUGUAGAAAAAUGAAGAAUUAUGGGAAAACUACAAAGUAGUCUAGUUUAUAUGUCUGAAGUUAAGCGUCAGAACCCAUUUUGACACUCAGGUUUGUCUGUUUUGGCCUUGGUUAGAGGAUUCUUACACUUACUUUAGUAUUGUUACUGAUAGUUUGGUAUAGUAACAAAAAAAACCCUGAAGAGGCAAUAUUCCUAGUACUCAAAAUGCAGUUACAAGAUAUACUGUAUUUGUUAGGUUGCUGAUGGCAUCUGGCCACCAGCUGUACAACAUACUGGAUAUUAUGAAAUUAUCAUAUGUAAGCACAGUAUGUUGUACUACAUCUUCCAACUUGUAGAAAUUAUAACUGGCAUACUGAACAAAUGCAAUAUUUAAUGGUGUUAUACAUGAUUUUUUUUCUCCUUUUCAGACCCUUACAAAACUGUCCAGUGCAGGUGUGAGUACUGUAAUUCUGAAUAUAGUUCUUAUAAAUGGCUGACUUUUCUUAGUUACUUUGUGCAGGCUUUUUUUUUUCAAUUAGGUCACAGACUUCCAGCAUUGAAAAGGCUAUGACUUCUAUAUUUGACAUGUUAACCUGUCCUUUUUAAAUUUGCUGGGUCUGAUGCAGAGCACCUUCCCAAUGUUGCUGCCAAAUGCUUUGUGUUUCACAUAACACAUCAUAUUUCUGUCUCCCUUUUGGGACAUUGUGUGCUUCAGUCUCUGUUUUUCUAGUGUGCAGGCUCCUCCCCUUAAACCUGGAAAAGACUUAAAGCAAGCAGCUGUGCUGCCUGCAUGCACCUCCCUUCUUGGGAUGUCCUGAAAGACUGGCUUUGUCCCCAUGCCUGCUGCUAAGAAAGAAGUUGGACUCCUGCUUCUUGCUAUGCAGAGCUGAAAAGUGAAUCAACCUUUGGGCUGUCAUUUCCUGGCACUUGUGGUCUUCCUGCUUAUUCAGGAAUGGAGAAAGUGGUUGCUUGUUCGUACAAAAGGCCAAAUGCUCUUUAUAGGCUGAUUUGCUUUCCCUGGGCUGGAGGUGGAACUUCUCAACUUGCUCAAUGGGGCAGACUCUUCAGCAGUUCAAUAGAAGUGUACUCUGUAAGGCUUCCUGGAAGAGAAUGUCGUACUAACGAGCCUUUUGCACAAGACAUGACAAGUGUAGUUAAUGAAAUUACAAGUGUAUUGUUAAAUGAUCUGCAAGAAAAACCAUUUGCAUUUUUUGGUCACAGUUUUGGAUCAUAUAUUAGUUUUGCAGUUGCGCUACACUUGAAAGAAAAAUAUGGACUAGAGCCGAUCCACCUUUUUAUAUCAGGGGCACAUGCACCACAUUCUGAAGCUUUUCUUCCCCUCAAAACACUCCAUGAUGUAGAGGAUGAAGCCAUUAUUGCACACAUAAAAAUGUUAGGGGGAACUCCUUUUGAGCUGCUGCAAAGUGAAGACUUCAGGAAAAAUCUGAUUCUUACUUUAAAGGAAGAUCUUAGAGUUCUUCAGACAUUUUCUUUUGAGAAGGCAGAAAGGAAUAUUCCCCUUUCCUGUGACAUCACCUGCUUUGAUGGGUCUGAAGAUACAGCACAUGAUUUAGAAGCAUAACUGUACCUGGAUUUCCAAUGAGCCCACAAAAUGCUUCAGCGAGCUGAAAUGUUAUGCCCAUCCCUAAUUAUUCACCAGAAACUGCCAAGGACCACAUAAA